Molecule: messenger RNA, 723 nt
Organism: Mus pahari (shrew mouse)
Lineage: Eukaryota; Metazoa; Chordata; Mammalia; Rodentia; Muridae
Product: prolactin-8A9-like
Exons: 6
Coding region: 1-723 (240 amino acids)
Biological process (GO): female pregnancy; mammary gland development; response to nutrient levels
Cellular component (GO): extracellular region
Molecular function (GO): hormone activity; prolactin receptor binding
Source: RefSeq, a predicted model, not a curated record
AUGCUGCCAUUGAGUCAACCUCACUUCUCAGGGGCACUCCUGCUGCUGUUGGUAUCAAACUUGCUUCUGUGGGAGAAAGCUGCAUCAGUUCCUGAAUGUCAAUCAGAAGAGGAGGGCUGCUCAGAUCCCCUUGUGAUCACAUUUAAGAAUGCCCUCCAGCGAGCUGAAGUCAUCAAUAUUCUUGCUAAUAAAAUGCAUGAAGAGUUUUACCACAACCCAUUUUCCUCUGGACAAUUUGAAACACUUGUAGCACGCAUGUAUAGGCAUGAUGAGGAGGUUCUCAGAGCCAGAAAUCACUGCUUUUCUAAUGUCACAAACCCACCACUUCAUGGACCUGAACAUGAAAAUCUCAAGACAAAAAAGUAUUUAAAAAUGAUGAUCACUUUUAUGGAUUCAUGGAUCAAUCCUGCAUACUAUCUAGUUGAAGUACUGAAUACCAUGCAAGAUGUCCCUAAAUCUAUCUUCUCAAAAGCUGAGGAGAUAGACUUGAAAGUCAGAGAAAUCUAUGAUGACCUUAGGUGGAUAUUCAAGAAGGUCUAUCCUAAAGUAAUAUUUUGGGAAAAAUCUAUCAACUGGAAAUACCUUCCAGGCCUAAGAUCAAUUGACACAAGUAAAAAAUUUUUGGCUAUGUUCAACUUUUCUCACUGCCUACGUGUUGAUAUAUUCUACAUUAAACAUCAUCUCAGUGCAUUGAUGUGCCGCAUAACUGGGCAAGGUUGCUAA